AUGUUACAAAAUAUCCAAUCAAAACAACAAUUCACUUCAGCUUUGCAAAACAAAAACGAUAUGAUCGUUCUUGAUUUCUUUGACGAGUGUAACCAUUGCUCUAACAUGAACAACAAGCUUGACGAGUUUAGCGACUGGUAUGAAACUCAAAACAAACACGUUAAAUUUUACAAAUGUAACGUUGAAAAGGAAAAGGAAUUGGCUGAUGAUUACCUGGUUAGUUCUAUUCCUACUACAUUGUUUUUCAAAAAGGGGAAAUUGAUUGAUAAGGUUAUUGGACCUGAACCCAAUGAAAUCAAACGCGUUAUUGACAGUGACUUGAUGUGA
Molecule: messenger RNA, 327 nt
Organism: Lodderomyces oxycetoniae
Lineage: Eukaryota; Fungi; Ascomycota; Pichiomycetes; Serinales; Debaryomycetaceae
Gene: TRX2
Product: Trx2p
Exons: 1
Coding region: 1-327 (108 amino acids)
Cellular component (GO): cytoplasm
Molecular function (GO): protein-disulfide reductase activity
Source: RefSeq, a predicted model, not a curated record